This is a messenger RNA of Gorilla gorilla gorilla (western lowland gorilla), 1471 nucleotides long. RefSeq names its product CFAP97 domain containing 1 (gene CFAP97D1). The transcript is spliced from 6 exons. Lineage: Eukaryota; Metazoa; Chordata; Mammalia; Primates; Hominidae. The record is from RefSeq and is a predicted model, not a curated record. Gene Ontology annotation, biological process: sperm axoneme assembly. The coding region runs from base 844 to 1338 and encodes 164 amino acids.
CAUUCAAAGAAGGCACCCAGCACUGCAUGGCGAGCACUCAAUAAGUGUUAGUCCUUCAUCAACAAAUGCGUUGAGCACCCAGUGGGUGCUAUACCCUGUGCUGGGGUGGAGAUAAAUCAGACUCCCGCAGCCCUUCCUGGAGCAGAUGCCAGCCCACCAUAAGCCACUCAGCAUUUCCUGAACUCCCACUAAGUACAAAAGAUAGUCUGUGUACUGGAGGAAAGCCGCCCUCCCCUACUGCCGUGAAAAACUGGCAGUUUCCUUCCUGCAAAAGGGCAAAUUUGGCCUUGAAUUCAGGAACCCCACAUCCUGAGCCCAGCCCUGCCACCAACUCGGUUCUUGAGUAACGUUGCUGCUACUGUGGUCUUCAGUUUCCUCAUUUGCAAAAGGAAUUGGAUCCGAUUAUCAUUAGGGUCAACUUUCUCCUCCCCCAAAACUGUGGUCUUGCACCUUCAGGGGAGCUAUUGCAGUGGAGACUACUUAGCUGAUAGCCCAAGAUGUGUAACCAAGGCUGGAAUUUCUGUAUCCCUCACCCCACCCCGUGCCUGCCCUCCCCUCCCGGUGCACCACUUCUUUCCUUCUGGUGUUGGCUGGCAGCAUCUGCAUUCUAAGCAGCGGGGAAAGCUUUCGAGUUCCUUGACCUUCAUCUUGACUUGAGCCGAGGUUAGCAUUAAAAACACAAGCCCAGAGGCAGCCAGCCAUGCUCUGCUGCUCCUACUCCCUUCCCGGGACCUGUCCCUGAUGUCAUAACUGGGCAACUAUGACAGCUUGUCAUGGGGACAGCUAGGCACCUCACAGAGGAGUCUGGGUACCUCAUUUCUGAAGUGAGACUAGGAAGAGAAGAUGAACAAUUCCCUGGAUUAUCUGGCCUACCCUGUCAUCGUCUCUAAUCACAGGCAAAGCACAACCUUCAGAAAGAAACUGGACUUUGGCCACUACGUAUCUCACAAGAAUAGAAUACAAAUAGUGAAGCCUACUGUUGAUACCAAACCUCCAGUGGCGCACACAAAUCACAUUUUAAAAUUGAGCAAACUACAGGGUGAACAAAAGAAAAUCAACAAAAUCGAGUAUGAAAACAAGCAACUGUGUCAGAAAAUCGCAAAUGCCCAUCGCGGCCCUGCCAAGGUGGAUUGCUGGAAUGAAUAUUUUUCCAAGAGCUUAAACAGAGAAACAAGGAACCGCGAGCUAGUGAGAAUCACCAUGGAAAACCAGGGCAUUCUGAAGAGGCUUGCUGAUCGCAAACCCCACUAUGACCGCAGGGCAUCUGAGAUAGACUGGCAGAAUUCAAGGCGCUAUAUCAGAAAUACCACGAGAUAUCUUCUCUCCCAAAAUGAAUAGGUUACUCACCAUGGAAAAGAUACAAGAGAAGGCCGUAGGAUUUCUUGGCUGCUUAGUCAAGACACUCCUGACUGGCUGAAUGCUCCAUCUUCAGAUGCUUCAAUAAAGCUUGGAACAUAAAAUGCGUAAGUUA